Telopea speciosissima is the source of this 483-nucleotide messenger RNA. RefSeq lists its product as uncharacterized. The coding region runs from base 1 to 483 and encodes 160 amino acids. The transcript has a single exon. The record is from RefSeq and is a predicted model, not a curated record. Lineage: Eukaryota; Viridiplantae; Streptophyta; Magnoliopsida; Proteales; Proteaceae.
AUGGGGAUGGAGAGUAGGGAAACAAAAGGUGAAGAAAUGGCAGAUCAAAUGCUCGCGAAGAGAAGGUGCUGCUCCUGGUUGCCUUGUUUCGGUUCGGACGACAAAUCUAAUUCAGACGGUGGAGGCGCCGCCGCUUUGUGUUGGAGCAAAGGGUGGAAUGUGCUAUUGAAGAUCAGGGAGUGGUCGGAAAUUGUGGCUGUGCCGCGCUGGAAGAAAUUUAUUCGCCGCUUCAAGAAGAACAACGACGAGAAGGGAGGUGACGGUGGAGGUUGUGGUGGUGGAGUAGGGUUGAACAAUAAGGGCAAAUUCCAAUAUGAUCCCUUGAGUUACGCGCUUAACUUCGAUGAAGGGCCUGCGCAGAGUGAUUAUCCGGAUAAGGACUCUCUCUACCGGGAUUUCUCCUCCCGGUACGCAUCCAUUCCCAUUUCUGUCAAGUCCUCCAUGGAUUUCGGCAGCGACGCCCCCUCCUUCUCGAGAAGAUGA